Paramecium pentaurelia is the source of this 2013-nucleotide messenger RNA. NCBI's taxonomy places the organism in Eukaryota, Ciliophora, Oligohymenophorea, Peniculida, Parameciidae. The record is from the annotation of a GenBank genome assembly.
CAUGUCCCUUAAUUCACAAUUCCCAAAGCAAGUCCCAUUCUUACCUGGUCAUGUCUUCUCAGAUCCCUUCAAAGAAAAUCAUCAUAAAACUCAGCAAUUUUCACACAUCAAUGGCACUGUACAAGAGAAAACUAACUUCAUCCAUGAAGAAUUUGAUCCAAACCUAAUGGAUUCAAUGAAAUUCAAUGCUCCUCCAAAUCUAACUUAUGGAAGUAGACAACCACCAGAAAAUGAUUACAUUCCUCGCAUCUAACCACCAUGGUUGAAAUAUGAUCGAGCUGUUUUACGUUUUUAUGGUUACUUCCAAGAAUCUGUUGUUGAAAAUCCUAACGAGAACUUUAGAAUUAGAAAAGUCAUCAUUUAUUACUAUUUAUCAGAUGGAACAAUACAUGUGACAGAAGUACAUUAUAUUAAUAAUUAAUUUAUAGCCAAGAGUACCUAAUGCUGGAAUCCCUUAAGGUCUAUUUAUCAAAAGAUAGAAGAUAACUAAAAAAUUGGGUAAACAAGAUUUCUACAAAUGGGAGGAUUUUCAAUUAUGCUCUAAUAUAAAUUUUUAUGAAAGAGUAUAUAUUCAAAAUUUUAUUUAUCUAGGUCUUUAGAAUUUAAGAUUGUGAUACAUUCACUAGAGAAUUUUAUGAAUAUAUGGGUAAACCAUUGAAUUUACCAGAACAAAUGCCAAGAGAUAAUUUUGAAAACAUACGAGAAACUAAAGAGCUUAAAAUCAAUCCACCUGAUACCAAAGAAUAUAAAGAAUAUUUUGAAGUUAAAUUAGGAGGAGGACAUCCUAAUGGAGGACUUAAUAAAUAUUUAUAAAAUGAUAGAAAAGUCUUAUCUUUUGAUAUUAUAUGGGAUGAUGCAUCCAUUGAAGGCUAAUUAAAUUAUUACACAUUAAACUUUUACUUGGCUGAUGAUACAUGUGAAGUCAAAGAAGUUAGAAAAUAGAAUUCAGGAAAAGAUCCUUAUCCAUUGAUGUUGAGAAGACAAAAGAUUCCUAAGGCUCCCAUUCUUACUCAUUAUCCAGGAAUGACUCUUAAAAAAGAAGAAUUUUACAGUCCUCCUGAUCUUAUUUGUGGGAACACAGUUAAGAUUUAUGGUAGAGAAUGCUUUAUUUAUGGAUGUGAUGAUUUCACUAAAGAAUAUUACUUAAAUGUAUUAGGAAUCCAAUAAAAGUAAAAUAUAUAAAAUUUAUAUAAGACCUGCCACAUUAAAAUAAGAGAGAGGCAAAAAGUUUUAUCAACCUGUUCCUCCUUAUAAUGGUUAUGGAUAUGAAGAGGAUUCUUUAGGAUCUGUCUAUUCUUUAUAGCCUAAACCACCUAAGAAGGAUGUCAGAAAGAAUUUCACUUAAGAUCAAUUCAUCCUCAGAUUUGAAGCUAGAUAAAUCAGUGAGGUUAGAGAGGAGAAUUCAAGAAGAUUUAUAAUAUCAUUUUAUUGUGGUGAUGAUACUGUCUAAGUAUAUCAAACAUCUGAAAGGAAUAGUGGAAUUUGGGUAUAUUUAUAUGAUUAUUUUAAUAGGGUGGCAAAUUUUAAGAGAGAUCCAGAUAAAAGAAUCCAUUAACUAAUGAUUAUUAUACUGAAAAGGUAUUUACUUUAAGCUUUAAUUUAAGGAUUUCUAAUUGGGUGGUAUUGUUUAAUUUAAUGUUUACAAAUUCUAAUUGAUGAGAGCAGAUGAAUUCACAAUUAAUUACAUGAAACAAAAAUCAGACGUUUUCAAAGAGGCUGACAUUUCUUAAAUCAUAGCUAAAUUAAGAUUAUUUGCAGAUGGAUAUCCAAAUUUUGAUAGUUUCUUGUUGGAUUUGAUGAAGUAUUAUAUGUUAUUAACAUAAAUAGGAAAUUGGAUAAAUAACUUAAAGGAUACAUUGAUUUUGAAGAAUUAUCAUAAGGAUUAUAAGAAUUAGGAUUUAAUUUAACUUUGUAAGAGCAAUAUUUCUUGAUGAGAGAAUUUGAUAGAAAUGGAGAAUGGAAAUUAUGUAUGCAAUCAUUAUGGGAAGCAUUGGGAGGCAAAAGAGCUUGAUU